CUUUCGAGACUCUCUUCCUCGCGGGCCACUUCUCUCGCCGGAGCCUUCGCAUCUCGUUGCGACCGCGUCCUUCUCCGCCAGAAAGAAAGAUGGCAUCACACAUUGUUGGAUAUCCUCGUAUGGGGCCCAAGAGGGAACUCAAGUUUGCUCUGGAAUCCUUUUGGGAUGGGAAGAGCAGUGCUGAAGAUCUGCAGAAGGUUGCUGCAGAUCUCAGGUCUUCCAUUUGGAAGCAAAUGGCUAAUGCUGGGAUCAAAUACAUUCCUAGCAACACUUUUUCAUACUAUGAUCAAGUGCUUGACACAACAGCAAUGCUCGGUGCUGUUCCCACUAGAUAUGGAUGGACUGGUGGUGAAAUUGGAUUUGAUACCUAUUUCUCUAUGGCCAGAGGAAAUGCUUCAUUGCCUGCUAUGGAGAUGACCAAGUGGUUUGACACCAACUACCAUUUCAUUGUCCCUGAACUGGGUCCAGACACAAAGUUCUCCUACUCUUCCCAUAAGGCAGUGUCAGAGUACAAAGAGGCAAAAGCGCUUGGCAUCAAUACAGUUCCUGUGCUCAUUGGGCCUGUGUCGUACUUGUUGCUCUCAAAACCUGCUAAAGGAGUAGAAAAGUCAUUUGCUCUUCUCUCACUGCUGGGAAAAGUUUUGGCAGUUUACAAGGAAGUUAUUGCUGAGUUGAAGGCUGCCGGUGCCUCAUGGAUUCAAUUUGAUGAGCCUACUCUUGUGAUGGAUCUUGACUCUCACCAACUUCAGGCAUUUACAGAGGCGUACUCUGAAUUAGAAUCAUCAUUUUCUGGUCUGAAUGUUCUUAUUGAGACCUACUUUGCUGAUGUUCCUGCAGAGGCAUACAAGACAAUCAUUGCCUUGAAGGGCAUCUGUGGUUUUGGUUUUGAUCUUGUACGUGGGACUAAGACCCUCGACUUGAUCAAAAGUAAGGGCUUCCCUUCUGGCAAGUUUCUUUUCGCUGGAGUUGUUGAUGGGAGGAACAUUUGGGCCAAUGAUCUUGCUUCCUCUCUCAGCACUCUUGAGUCCCUUGAGUCUGUUGUAGGAAAAGACAAGCUUGUGGUCUCAACCUCCUGCUCACUUAUGCACACUGCUGUUGAUCUGGUAAAUGAAACAAAGUUGGAUGAUGAAAUUAAAUCAUGGUUGGCUUUUGCCGCUCAGAAAAUUGUUGAAGUGAAUGCACUGGCCAGGGCAUUGGCUGGUCACAAGGAUCAGGCUUUCUUCCAAAGCAAUGCUUCUGCUCAGGCUUCAAGAAAGUCAUCCCCUAGAGUUACUAACCAGGAGGUUCAGAAAGCUGCUGCUGGUUUGAAGGGCUCUGAUCAUCGCCGGGCUACUAAUGUUAGUGCCAGAUUAGAUGCACAACAAAAGAAGCUGAACCUCCCAGUUCUUCCUACAACCACCAUUGGUUCAUUCCCACAGACAAUGGAUGUCAGGAGAGUGCGCCGUGAAUACAAGGCCAAGAAGAUCUCUGAAGAGGAGUAUGUGAAUGCCAUGAAGGCAGAAAUCAGCAAAGUUGUCAAGCUGCAGGAAGAACUUGAUAUUGAUGUCCUGGUUCAUGGAGAGCCUGAGAGGAAUGACAUGGUUGAGUACUUUGGGGAACAACUCUCUGGCUUUGCAUUCACAGUUAAUGGUUGGGUGCAAUCAUAUGGAUCACGGUGUGUUAAGCCACCAAUCAUCUUUGGUGAUGUUAGCCGUCCGAAAGCCAUGACUGUGUUCUGGUCUUCAAUGGCCCAGAGUAUGACUUCCCGCCCAAUGAAGGGAAUGCUGACUGGUCCGGUCACCAUUCUCAACUGGUCUUUCGUCAGAAAUGACCAGCCGAGAUAUGAGACAUGCUAUCAAAUUGCUCUCGCAAUCAAGACCGAAGUCGAAGAUUUGGAAGCUGCAGGCAUCCAGGUUAUCCAAAUCGAUGAAGCAGCUCUCCGAGAAGGCUUGCCGCUUCACAAGUCAGAGCAAGCUUUCUACUUGGAUUGGGCUGUUCAUUCCUUCAGGAUCACCAACUGCGGUGUUAAGGACACUACUCAGAUUCACACUCACAUGUGCUACUCCCACUUCAACGAUAUCAUUCACUCGAUCAUCGACAUGGACGCUGAUGUGAUUACUAUUGAGAAUUCCCGCUCCGAUGAGAAACUUCUCUCUGUGUUCCGUGAGGGAGUGAAGUAUGGUGCUGGCAUUGGACCUGGCGUUUACGACAUUCAUUCUCCGAGAAUUCCAUCCACAGAAGAGAUCGCUGACCGUAUAAACAAAAUGCUCGCUGUGCUAGAGACAAACAUUCUGUGGGUCAAUCCCGAUUGCGGUCUGAAGACCCGAAAGUAUCCUGAAGUGAAACCUGCUCUCACUAACAUGGUUUCUGCAGCGAAAAUUCUUCGCAAGCAGCUUGCUAGUGCUAAAUGAGAAUUGAGAAUAAGUUCUAUAUUCUGAUUAUUAUGCAUCUUUUAGUUAUAGAAUGAGUUGUAUUUGUGUUAUGCUUGUUGAGCUAAUGAUCAGGAACAUCAAAGUGUCACUGCUUUUCAGCAAUUUUUUCUUUUCCUUCAUUCUGAGGCUUGAGGUUUGUUGUGGUUUGUAUCAGUUGUUUCUAUGUACUUCAAUCAGUUGAAAUGCUGGGAAAAAAACUUCUAUUCACCUUUUGGAUUCA
Dioscorea cayenensis subsp. rotundata (Guinea yam) is the source of this 2631-nucleotide messenger RNA. Its product is annotated as 5-methyltetrahydropteroyltriglutamate--homocysteine methyltransferase 2. The record is from RefSeq and is a predicted model, not a curated record. NCBI's taxonomy places the organism in Eukaryota, Viridiplantae, Streptophyta, Magnoliopsida, Dioscoreales, Dioscoreaceae. The transcript is spliced from 14 exons. Gene Ontology annotation, molecular function: zinc ion binding; 5-methyltetrahydropteroyltriglutamate-homocysteine S-methyltransferase activity. Bases 90 to 2390 code for a protein of 766 amino acids.